Molecule: messenger RNA, 1873 nt
Organism: Prosopis cineraria
Lineage: Eukaryota; Viridiplantae; Streptophyta; Magnoliopsida; Fabales; Fabaceae
Product: cysteine proteinase mucunain-like
Exons: 5
Coding region: 151-1575 (474 amino acids)
Cellular component (GO): lysosome
Molecular function (GO): cysteine-type endopeptidase activity
Source: RefSeq, a predicted model, not a curated record
CAAUUUGACAAGCGUGACAGAUACGAACUCCUAUUUCCUUGCUCUUUCUGUUCUUCUAACCAAUCUGCUGCCUCUUUCUUCUGAUCACCUCCAUCUCUGUGAUCUCCUUCUCCUUCCUCCCAAUCUCUUCUCUCCAUUUCCACCACAACAAUGGACUCCUUUCAAACAUCGUUGUCGACGCGUCUCUUUCUCCUUCUUCUUUCCUUCUCUGCUAUCGCCUCUGCUUUGGACAUGUCCAUCAUCGACUAUGACGCCAGCCACGUGCCCAAAGGCGCUCUCCGAGACGAGAGGCACGUGAGGAGCAUGUACGAGUCCUGGCUCGUCAGGCAUGGCAAAGCCCACAAUGCCUUGGGAGAGAAGGAGAGGAGAUUUCAGAUCUUUAAGGAUAACCUCCGCUUCAUUGAUGAGCACAAUAACGUAGAGAACCGCUCAUUCAACCUCGGUCUCACCCGGUUCGCUGAUCUUACCAACGACGAGUACCGGUCCAUCUAUUUGGGUGCCAAGAUGAACCGAUCCAGGCGAUCGCUCUCCGGCUCCACGAAGAGCGAUCGCUACGCCUACCACGCCGGCGACCAGUUGCCUGACACCGUGGAUUGGAGAGCCAAGGGUGCUGUGGUUCCAGUGAAAGAUCAAGGCCAAUGCGGGAGUUGCUGGUCAUUCUCUGCCAUCGGAGCCGUGGAAGGGAUCAAUCAAAUCGUGACCGGGGACCUCAUAUCGCUGUCAGAGCAAGAACUGGUGGAUUGUGACAGAUCUUACAACCAGGGAUGCAAUGGAGGUCUCAUGGACUAUGCCUUUGAGUUCAUCAUCACCAAUGGAGGCAUUGACACCGACGAGGAUUACCCUUACCGUGCUCGUGAUGGUGCAUGCGAUCCCAACAGGAAAAAUGCCCGUGUCGUCACCAUUGAUGGAUACGAAGAUGUCCCAGAAAAUGAUGAGCUUUCCUUGAUGAAGGCUGUUGCGAACCAGCCAGUUAGUGUUGCCAUUGAAGCUGGUGGCAGGGCAUUUCAGCUUUAUCACUCGGGUGUAUUCACAGAGCAGUGUGGAACGCAGCUUGAUCAUGGAGUGGUGGCGGUGGGAUAUGGAACGGAGAAUGGUAAGAAUUACUGGUUAGUGAGGAACUCGUGGGGUCCAUCGUGGGGAGAGGAGGGUUACAUCAAGCUAGAGAGGAACGUGGCAAGUGGUGGCAAGACAGGCAAGUGUGGCAUCGCAAUGGAGGCAUCGUACCCUACAAAGAAGGGUAACAACCCUCCUAAUCCUGGGCCUUCCCCUCCGUCUCCAUCAAAGCCUGAGACUCAAUGUGAUGAUUACUACUCUUGUCCUUCUGGUUCCACUUGUUGCUGCGUCUAUGAGUACCAAAACUUCUGCUUUGGAUGGGGAUGUUGCCCUCUUGAAUCUGCAACCUGCUGUGACGACCAUUUGAGUUGUUGCCCUUCUGAUUACCCUGUCUGUGAUGCAAGAGCUGGAACUUGCAGAGUGAGCAGUGAGAAUCCAUUUGGAAUAAAAGCUUUGAGGCGAUCCCCGGCUUCAAGCUUGAGAGGUCAGCAAAGAUAUGCUGCCAGGAUCAACUUCGUUUGAUAUGUUUGUGAAAUGACAAGACUUUCUUGAGGACUCAAGACGAUGAGGAACGUAUAUGAGAUGGAAUGCGACUUCAGAAUUUUUCAAUUUGAAUUGUCAUUGCUGUAAAUAUGCUUUAUUAUUCUACACUUUUAAAGCUCGCAUUUUAGAUUCUGCAUUUUGAAGCUCCGUUCCGUUUCAGACAAGGGGGAACUGCUUGAAUAAUAGAAACUUAGUGGUAUAUACUGUACAUAGUUUUAACUUGAACCAUAUUAAGCCCGCUUUUUUAAUAUUCGAGUAAUUCUUCGAGAUGAUUCCA